Cariama cristata (Red-legged seriema) is the source of this 376-nucleotide messenger RNA. RefSeq names its product forkhead box protein N5-like. The record is from RefSeq and is a predicted model, not a curated record. NCBI's taxonomy places the organism in Eukaryota, Metazoa, Chordata, Aves, Cariamiformes, Cariamidae. Gene Ontology annotation, biological process: regulation of DNA-templated transcription. Gene Ontology annotation, molecular function: DNA-binding transcription factor activity; sequence-specific double-stranded DNA binding. The transcript is spliced from 2 exons. Gene Ontology annotation, cellular component: nucleus. The annotation marks the transcript as partial.
AUGAAGCUCAAGCACCCCAGGCGAACGAGCACCAACAUCGAGGGAGGCUGGCCCCGUCCGCCCCUUAAUUACUGCAUCCUCAUCACCCUUGCCCCGUGCAAUAGUGCAAGUGGCAGUCUGGCCGUACAGCAGAUCUACCAGUUCACAUGGCAGCACUUCCCGUUUUUUCAAACAGCCCCAGAGGGCUGGAAAAACACGAUCCGACACAACCUGUGCUUCAGCAGCUGCUUUGAGAAAACCACCAGCUUCGUGUGCCACAAGGGAAACCGCAAGUCCUGCCUGCGGAAACUGACUCCAGAAGGACGCAGAAAGUUUCAGGAGGAAGCACAGGCCCUGCCCAAAGAGGCUCUUGUGCGCCAAAGCAUGAGCAAACCGG